AGGGAUUCGGGCUUGACCGCAACAGUCACCUCUGCCAAGCCGCACCCCCAACCGCGAAGGGGCGUUGCUGAUCGGGAUCAGGGCCCUGGAUUCCCAUUCACCCCUCGAACGGCGACGGAUCUAGAUGGCACUCAAUACAGGCAAGAUUGUGCUCCGGACAGGAAACUUCUUCCUCCAUUUAAAUCGCCCUCAUGCGCCUAGACUCUUUUCGACAUCGACUUGCAGAGCGGCAACAGCACAGUCGAGCUUCAGGAUCAGGAGCACAGGGUCGCGGCACGCUUUAUCCACGAGCUCCCGCAUUCUUCAGGAAACACCCUCUAUUCCUAAAGAAACUAUCGACGCCAGAAAGCAAACGGAAAAUGGCCCUGAUGAUAAUGAGGCCCCAAGAGAGCUGCCCCUGUCGCCCUAUGGCGGACGAUUCGGAGUACCUGAGCAACCCAAAAGCACCAAAUCCAUCGCGCUUGCGCAGGCAAACUCGAAGCGGUCUCCAUUCGCAAAGGCUAAAGACGAGAUAAAGAGCAAGGUUAACGACUGGACGGACAAGGAAAAGAAUCUGGAAACGCGGAAAGAAUUAUUGUACGAUUUCCAGUCAGGCUACUUUAAAGAGUUUAGCGAGCUCUCAAGGGCGGGAUCAAAGCUUUGGAAAGGAACAGCUAACAUGAUUAGUGCCGACAAAGCACUGUAUAUGCCUAACAUCAUUGGUACUUCACUCAAAACGUCAGAGCCUGUGGAGCUAGUCGACAUCUUGCGUGGAAAGAUCAGCGUGGUGGCGAUUUCAGGGACACGCUUUGGCGAAGAGCAGAUCGAGACGUUCAUGACCCCAUUCUUGAAGAGAUGGCCUAUGGGGACAAGGAACUCUAAGAUCCAGCUUGUCGAGCUCAAUAUUCAGGAGAACCCUUUAAAGGCCGGGUUAGUGCGGAUGAUGGUACCCUUCGUCAGAAAAACUAUUCCAGAGGAGCGACAUGCAAACUACAUACUGCACUACAAAUCCAUUAAGCAUCUGAAGGACUCGCUGAGCAUGCAGAAUUCCUAUCUGGGAUAUAUCUUCUUGGUCGACAACAACUGCAAGAUCCGAUGGGGUGCCCAGGGAAAAGCGCUCGACGCGGAGCUUCAGACGCUCCUCGACAGUGUGCAGCGACUCUCCGAGCGCGCAGAACGAUAGACGGACUGCUCUUGCACACAUGUACCUGUAGACAAGAAUAAAUGCACGCGCGUAAUUGGACAGCACAUGGACUACUGACGACAAAUUUCGCACGAAUCGCGUAUUUGUGGUGGAU
Molecule: messenger RNA, 1277 nt
Organism: Gamsiella multidivaricata
Lineage: Eukaryota; Fungi; Mortierellomycota; Mortierellomycetes; Mortierellales; Mortierellaceae
Product: ATP10 protein-domain-containing protein
Exons: 5
Coding region: 125-1162 (345 amino acids)
Biological process (GO): mitochondrial proton-transporting ATP synthase complex assembly
Cellular component (GO): mitochondrial inner membrane
Source: RefSeq, a predicted model, not a curated record